Messenger RNA from Camponotus floridanus (Florida carpenter ant), 1605 nucleotides. RefSeq lists its product as uncharacterized. The record is from RefSeq and is a predicted model, not a curated record. Lineage: Eukaryota; Metazoa; Arthropoda; Insecta; Hymenoptera; Formicidae. The transcript is spliced from 4 exons. The coding region runs from base 1 to 1605 and encodes 534 amino acids.
AUGAUACGCAGUGGGUAUGACACCGCUUUGAAUCCUUUUAACAAUAUUGACAAAACUGGAUGGUUGAUUAACAUUAGUAACAAGAAUAUCCCUGAUCGGGUUUUUGAGCUUCUGAGUCUUGGUGACAAUUUCGGAUUACCGUUACUUCAGUCUCACGCGAAAGACCGUAUCAACGUUGUUCUCGAGACCUUGAAGAACUUUGAGAUCAAUUAUAACCGUAGUCCGUUAUAUAACGUCGCGCAAUACAUUCACGAUAUAUUAAAGAUUUCGAUCUUGCAACCUAAAUCGCAUAUCAAGGAUGGCUGGACGUUUGCUAAUCUUUUGAAAGACAAGACUAUCAGGGAUGACGAAGUAAUGAUUUCUCUUAACGUCACUGCAUUGUUUACGAAUAUCCCUAAAGAUUUGAUUGUAACUGCUGUCACUAAACGUUGGAGUCACAUUGCUCCUAACACGAAAUUGUAUUUAGCCCAGUUUUUACACGCGAUUGAAACGGUUCUGGACUCCACCAGUUUUUCUUUUAAUGGAAAUUUUUACGAGCAGAUUUUUGGUAGUCCUAUGGGUUCCCCCCUGUCACCUAUCCUGGCAGAUAUCGUGAUGGAUGAUUUAGAAAUGCAUUGUUUGAGUCUGCUGAGUUUCGAUGUUCCGAUCUAUUAUAGAUACGUGGAUGACAUUUUCACUAUUGUUUCACGAUCAAAGAUUGAAGAGAUUAAAUCGAUUAAUAAUUAUCAUCGACGCCUAACAUUUACACAUGAAACCGAGGUUGACUCUUCUAUCAGUUUCUUGAACACGAUGGUUAUCCGAUCUAAUGGUCGUCUUCUGACUGAUUGGUACAGGAAACCCACCUGCUCCAACAGAUAUAUUAAUUUUCACUCCAAACAUCCGUUGAAAUACAAAUUGAAUACCAUUUACAAUCUGGUUGACCACGCUAUUUUGUUAGCGGACACUCGGUUUCAUGCUAAGAAUAUCGAGGCUGUUAGGCGGACUCUUUCGAACAAUUGCUUUCCGAAUCAAAUCAUCAACCGUCAUGUGCAAAAACGAUUGUAUUUUUUGAAACAUCGCGAUAAAACUAAUACUGACAAUGAAUCUGACAAUGCGGCUACGCCUUCGUACAUUUCCUUGCCGUUUGUUGACGGCUGGAGUGACGAUGUUGAUCGCUUUUUUAAAAAAAUAGGCUUUAAAGUCGUCUAUAAUGUGCCUAAAAAACUCAACUCAUUAAUUAAACGUGGUAAAGAUAGGUUGCCUAUUAAUAACAGAACGGAAGUCGUUUACAAACUAGAUUGCAAAAAUUGUAACGUAUCAUAUAUCGGCCAAACAAAAAGACAUGUAAGCACUCGUGUAAAAGAACAUCGCAACAACAUUAAAGUGCACGAAACGAAAAUUACCACAUCAUUGAGGAUCAACUACUGCGCGGAUUAUCGGAGAUAUUGCGGGGGGACGCCCUUUUGUGAUACCGAAAUCACCGGACCAGCUGGGCCUCUUGGCAGGGAUUCGAGGCGGCGUUUCGGUUACAGUUUCUGCCCCAUCGGUACGACGCCUCCCUCCGCCGCGAAAUCGAAAAUCGUCACCAGAAGGCCAACGAGACAUUCGCGCAAUACUCGACGGUGA